UUUGCAGAUGAACCAACCAGGAAGCACCGCAGAGUCCGACCGUGAAGAUGUUUACAUUCAGCUUGACUCUGAUCCGACAUGGGAAACUCAGUACAACAGAGACAAGCUGCUGCAAGGACAAGGCGUGGACACCCCCCUGUCGGAGACGGGGGUGCGGCAGGCGGAGGUGGUCGGGCAGUACCUCACACAGCUCAGGUUCAACAACGUGUUUGUCAGUGACCUGCAGCGCGCCUGUCAGACUGCUGAAAUAAUUCUGAGAAACAACACUCAUGCCUCUGGCACGGAGAUGGUUUUGGACCCGUUACUCAGAGAGAGGGGUUUUGGGAUCGCUGAAGGACGGCCCAAAGAGGAUCUGAAGAACAUGGCCAACGCUGCCGGCCAGUCGUGUCGGGACUACACCCCUCCAGGAGGAGAGACGUUAGACCAGGUGAGGCUGCGGUUCAGAAAGUUCCUCAAAGUCCUUUUCCAGCGAAUGUUAGAGGACCACGGCUGUGCGGGACAGAGUGCCGCCGUGGGGGGAACAGAAGCCGGGGCUGAUGGGAAUGGGGCUGCGGCUGCAGGUACUUCCCCUGACGACGGCCUCCAGGGGGUGUCGGUCCACGCCCUGGUCGUGAGCCACGGCGCCUACAUCCGUGUAGCCAUCAGGCACCUGGUGGAGGAUUUGGGCUGCUCUCUGCCUGAGGGGGUGAAGAUGUCCCAGCUGUUUUCGCCCUGUCCCAACACCGGCAUCAGCCGCUUCAUUCUCACCCUGAGCCAGGCCGAGUCGGGGCCGGUCCUCUCUGCCGCUCACUGUGUUUUUACCAACAGAAAGGACCAUCUGGACAGCCUUAAAGCUGCUCAACAGUGUGACUGAAGGGGACAAGCUUAAGGAAGGCAAGUGUGCAAUGUGUGUGUAUUUGAAAACUGACUUACUGGUUUGUGAACUCCGAAAGCCUCAAAUUUACCACAGACCAACCCUGAGAGUCACUGAACACCAACAGCGUGCAGCAGCACCACGAACAGGAUAAAUUAUUUGUUUUCCACAUUUGGUAGGUUAGAUAUGUCUCUGUGGACUGUUACUCCAAACCAUAACUACUGAACGCACAGUACUGUAUGACGAGAGGAAGUCAGCGUCUUCCCUUCAGCCGGCCAAUCAGAACUCAUGUAUCACUACAAUCGAGCAGUGCUCGGAGUGGCACUGUUUGUUUUUUUUUAGCAAGAGUUUAUAAUAUUUUUAAUUUUGUUGCAUCUUUUAUCACAUCAUACCAAAGUCUGAAAGUCAUGGCAUUUUGAAGUUGAUGUGUUUCCAGUGUUCGGAUUGUGCUGCUGCUCAUGUUUUACUUGAUAUAAACAAUACAACAUGGCAACUAAA
Messenger RNA from Myripristis murdjan (pinecone soldierfish), 1351 nucleotides. RefSeq names its product TP53 induced glycolysis regulatory phosphatase b (gene tigarb). Lineage: Eukaryota; Metazoa; Chordata; Actinopteri; Holocentriformes; Holocentridae. Gene Ontology annotation, biological process: negative regulation of glycolytic process; regulation of pentose-phosphate shunt. The record is from RefSeq and is a predicted model, not a curated record. Gene Ontology annotation, molecular function: fructose-2,6-bisphosphate 2-phosphatase activity. Gene Ontology annotation, cellular component: cytosol.